This is a messenger RNA of Suillus clintonianus, 1244 nucleotides long. RefSeq names its product snare protein TLG1/Syntaxin. The transcript is spliced from 9 exons. The coding region runs from base 76 to 828 and encodes 250 amino acids. The record is from RefSeq and is a predicted model, not a curated record. Gene Ontology annotation, cellular component: endomembrane system; SNARE complex; membrane. Gene Ontology annotation, biological process: intracellular protein transport; Golgi to vacuole transport; vesicle fusion. Lineage: Eukaryota; Fungi; Basidiomycota; Agaricomycetes; Boletales; Suillaceae. Gene Ontology annotation, molecular function: SNAP receptor activity; SNARE binding.
GUUGACUACUACAAACUGAACAACUAGUACUAAUCCGUGUACCAAACCCGUUACAACCAUUCAUUUAUUCGUAUCAUGUCGACCGACCCAUAUCAUGAAGUCCAGCAGGAUAUCCAAUCCUCGCUCCAGACAGCGUCGACAUUACGCUCUUCGUUCCUGCGAAUCCGCAGUUCCGCUCGGGAAGGGAGUGAAGAGCUUGUAUUGGCCCGAAACGAACUGAAAGCUACGCUUGCUACUCUGGACACCGACUUGGAGGAUUUGGAAGAGAGCGUCAAGAUGGUGGAGGAGACGGGUCCUAGAUAUUUUGGACUGGAUGAUGCAGAGGUCUCUGAGCGGCGGAAAUAUGUGGGUCGCGUACGUCGCGAAAUCGAGGGUAUGAGGGUGGACAUUGAAGGACGAAAUUUGCCGUCCGGAGGAAAAUCACUGUCCACUCCCCUUCAGUCACAAUUAUCGUUGCCCAGUGGUUCCCGGUCUACCUUACCAAUACCUGGCUCGCAAUCAGGCGAGCCCGAUGAUGAACAGGCAAAGUGGGCUCACGAAGAACAACAAUUAUUAAUUCAGGAGCAAGAUCGUACCAUGGACUCAAUAUCAGGGACUCUAAAUACUCUUGCCCAACAAGCAGGUCUGAUGGGGCACGAGAUUGUCGAGCAUGUUGAAAUGCUUGACGAUCUCGAGGCAAAUGUUGACCGGACGGAUUCCAAGCUAUCGGAUGCGAUGCGAAGAAUGAAGAAAUUUGCACGGGACACAGAAGAAACAAAGUCAGGAUGGUGUAUAACUAUCCUAAUUAUUGUGUUGAUUGCUUUAUUGUUGGCGGUCAUUCUUGUGUAAGAGCCGCGGGAUUUCUGCACGAUACCUUGGACUCACCUUCUGAUCACCGCGGCAUCCUUGCCUGCGUGAAUGCAACACAAACACUUGUGCUGAGUAUGAAGUAGGCUCAAGGUUCUAUCAGCAAGAAGGUAAGAUUCGGGGCGAACGCGUGCAGCGAUAUGCGCUCUCCGACCCCCGGGAGUGAGUCCUGAUUCAAGGGCUGCGAGGCGCAACAUUCAAUCGAGAACCACUGUACCCCAACCAUCCUCCCCCUCGAAAUCUGCAAAACAAGCAAUUUCCUUCCGGACUUACAUAUGUCGCCAUUUCAAUGGUUGUCAAUAAGGUUCAACGUCCGUGGUCGAUAUCUGAUUCCAGAUAACCAGUUUGUACACGUCACGCGGCGAUGUCAAAAUAGUACGAAUUCGGCUCUAAACCGC